AACUAAAUGAAGACCUUAAUCUUCUUUUGCAGAACCAAAAAACAAAAGAACAGAUUGAAAGCUUGUUACAGAAUGGAAAGCAUAAAGAGUUACGGGAUCGUCUCUGCUGCAGGCUGACCUUUGGGACUGCUGGUCUUCGCUCCGCUAUGGGAGCAGGCUUUUGCUACAUUAAUGAUCUUACGGUGAUCCAGUCAACACAGGGGAUCUACAAGUAUCUUGAGAGGUGUUUUUCAGACUUUAAGCAGAGAGGCUUUGUUGUUGGAUAUGACACACGAGGUCAGGUGACCAGCAACUGCAGCAGUAAGAAACUUGCAAAGCUCACUGCAGCAGUCCUACUGGCUAAAGAUGUACCUGUAUACUUCUUUUCCACGUAUGUCCCUACACCGUUUGUGCCCUAUGCUGUUCAGCAGCUCAAAGCUGUGGCUGGUGUGAUGAUCACAGCAUCCCACAACCGGAAGGAGGACAACGGAUACAAGGUUUAUUGGGAAAAUGGAGCACAGAUCACCUCUCCUCAUGAUAAGGAAAUUAUAAAGUGUAUAGAAGAGUGUGUUGAACCAUGGAAUGGCUCUUGGAAUGAGAAUCUAGUAGACACCAGUCCCCUUAGACAGGAUCCUCUGAAGAAAAUUUGUGACUGUUACAUGGAGGAUCUGAAAAAGAUCUGUUAUCAUAGGGAGCUAAACAUUCAAACAAAUUUGAAGUUUGUUCAUACCUCUUUUCAUGGAGUUGGACACGACUACGUGCAGUUGGCUUUCAAAGCAUUUGGCUUUCAGCCCCCCAUUCCAGUACCUGAACAAAAAGAUCCAGAUCCAGAUUUCUCUACUGUCAAAUGCCCAAAUCCUGAAGAAGGAGAAUCUGUGCUGGAGUUGUCACUGAGGCUUGCAGAGAAAGAAAAUGCUAAAGUAGUAGUGGCCACUGAUCCAGAUGCAGAUAGGCUAGCAGUGGCAGAGCAGAAGGAAAAUGGCUGCUGGAAGGUGUUCACUGGCAACGAGCUAGCAGCUUUGUUUGGGUGGUGGAUGUUUUCUUGCUGGAAGGAAAACUGCUCCGAAGAUGCUGAUGUUAAGAAUGUUUAUAUGUUAGCGACCACAGUCUCCUCGAAAAUUUUGAGGGCAAUUGCACUUAAAGAGGGAUUUCACUUUGAAGAAACACUCCCUGGCUUUAAAUGGAUUGGAAGUAGAGUAAAAGAUCUCCUAGAUAAUGGAAAAGAAGUUCUCUUUGCAUUUGAAGAGUCUAUUGGCUUUAUGUGUGGCACAUCAGUGUUGGAUAAAGAUGGCGUAAGCGCAGCUGUGGUCAUAGCGGAAAUGGCAACCUACCUGGAGGGCAAGAACCUAACACUAGCACAGAAACUCAUUGAGAUAUAUGAAACGUAUGGAUAUCACAUAUCAAAGACCUCCUAUUUCUUGUGCUAUGAUCCUCCUACUAUCAAAAGGAUAUUUGAGAAACUUCGGAACUUCAAUGCCCCUCAGACUUACCCAAAAUUUUGUGGUAUUUACAAUAUAUUACAUGUACGAGAUAUUACCACUGGCUAUGAUAGCAGCCAGCCGCAUAAGAAAUCGGUGCUGCCAGUGAGUAAAAGCAGUCAGAUGAUCACUUUUACAUUUCAAAAUGGUUGUGUUGCCACCCUUCGGACAAGUGGAACAGAACCAAAGAUCAAGUACUACGCAGAGAUGUGUGCGCUGCCCGAACAGAGUGACAGAACCGAGCUGGAAGAAGAACUUCAGAAGCUUAUUGAAGCUUUGAUUGAGAAUUUUCUUGAACCUGAUAAGAAUGGACUGAUCUGGCGCUCUGCUUAG
Molecule: messenger RNA, 1790 nt
Organism: Fulmarus glacialis (Northern fulmar)
Lineage: Eukaryota; Metazoa; Chordata; Aves; Procellariiformes; Procellariidae
Gene: PGM2L1
Product: phosphoglucomutase 2-like 1
Exons: 13
Biological process (GO): carbohydrate metabolic process
Molecular function (GO): glucose-1,6-bisphosphate synthase activity; intramolecular phosphotransferase activity
Source: RefSeq, a predicted model, not a curated record